AUGAGAUCUGGAAGUGUCAGAGACUCCGAGUUGGAAUGGCUCGACGGCCAAUCGCCAGGAGUGAAUCAUCUCGAGCCACGUGCGACCAGGAGUGGUGUCGUCUACGAGGUCACAAAGAGCGACGUGGAUAGCGAGGACGAGAUCACCACCACGAGCAAAAGAAAGGUCAACACGAGCAAAAGAAAUGUCACCCCGAGCAAAAGACAUAUCAGCCCGAGCAAAAGACAUAUCAGGCCGAGCGAGGUGAUGGCAAGCACGAGCUACGAGCGUAUCAAUACGAGCCAUGAGGUAGUCGAUCUGACCGACGAGGAUGAAGAGGUCAUUCGAGUCAGUGUCGAGGCUGAUACAAACACGGAUAUCGCAUCACAAGACUCCAACGGAGACGAAUCACAGCCAGACGAGGAACCUGCGUCCCGCAGCUACCCAGCUGAUGGUGGUACGACCGUCGAUAGUUGGCUAGAAGAAUGGCCAGACAAAAGUCCAGAGGAAGGUGACUUGGCAGAUAUGCAACGAUACUCAACAGCAGAAGAAACGUUCGUGGUGCCAGGAGAAAGACACAGCCAAAAGUUCAGAGACAAGAAGUAUGGCAAAGCGCACUUCUGGCUACCUUCUGCUUUUGACUAUCCUCGCGGCAGACCGUACGAGAUUAUCUGCGAGAGGGUAUGGGCUUCGUGGCGUAGAUGGCGACAUGAUAGUCUGAUGAUGGAUGCUAGUCCUUCAAUCGAGCCGUUUGGUAAGAGGGAUUGGCCGAACGCCGGGCCCAAGAUGCUGAAUUUCCCUGAGCAUCGUAUACGACACAAGAAGCCACGCUCGAGUGAUUAG
Messenger RNA from Aureobasidium namibiae CBS 147.97, 822 nucleotides. RefSeq lists its product as uncharacterized. The record is from RefSeq and is a predicted model, not a curated record. NCBI's taxonomy places the organism in Eukaryota, Fungi, Ascomycota, Dothideomycetes, Dothideales, Saccotheciaceae. The coding region runs from base 1 to 822 and encodes 273 amino acids. The transcript has 3 exons.